GAAAAUCUCAAACCCGCCUUAUCAAAUCCCUUUUCCAAGAAAACCCAAGAAAACAGAGAUCCAUAAAAAAGAAAAAGUCAGAGAGAGGGAGAGGGAGUUAGGAUUAGAGAGAGAAAUCGAAACUCGCCACCAGGUUACGUUAACCAUCGUUCGUGAAUCAAUCACUCGGUUACGUUCACCUCAUUUCAACGAAAAAGCCAGCUGACUGACAUAUGAAUUUAUUAUUCCUUUUCUUCCCUUUAUGAGUUUUUAUAUUUUCAUCUCUCUGAAACAUUUUAUCGAAACUAUUAUGAUUUAAUACAUAAAAAUUGCAAAAAGCGAAUAAAACUAUGGCAGCGAUUGGGGAGGGCAUGACUGUUCGUUCGUUUGUUCUUAGUUCCUCUUUUCAUCGAAGAUCAAAAUGCCCUUCCUAUUUUUAUUAUUGUUGCAUUCUUCUUUUUCUCCGUAAUCUAUACUGUUGUAGCAUUAAUUAUUAUUGUUUGUUAUUCCCAAAAUCUAACCGCACAUCUCAAUCACACCCUCGGAAAACUUCUUCGAUUCCCAUAGAAAGAGGCUCCCGGUAUGCUAGAGAGAGAAAGUCUGAAUUUAUACCCCCAACUUGCCCGUCAAACCCAGAUGGACGGUUUCGUGUUUCGGAUGGGGUAAAAGGAUUGUCAGUUCUUCUCCAUUUUUGCAAUUUUAUGGGUUUGUUUGGUUUCUGGGUUGUUUCCGAAAGUCUUAGGGGUCUCAAUUCGUUGGGCGAUUGCGUUCGCUUGGCGUGGUUUCGGGAAACUGCGAUUUUUUCUUUGUCCUUAGGAGCAAUUUGUUAUGUCAGGUUAAUUGUUCCAUAGGGUUUAAUUAGUUGGGACUUCUGUGCGAGCGUGAGUUCGAUCCUUAGCAAUGGAGGCUUGUUCAGAAGAAGAGAAGAAGCCACCUGUGGGAGAGACUAAGACAAAGCGCAAAAUGAAGACUGCUUCCCAGUUGGAGAUUCUGGAGAAAACUUAUGCUACGGAACCGAAUCCAUCCGAGUCAUUGCGAGCAGAGCUAUCGGCGAAAUUGGGUCUUUCGGAUCGUCAACUGCAAAUGUGGUUUUGUCACCGUAGGUUGAAAGACAGAAAGGCACCGGCAGCGAAGAGGCCGGGAAAUGAAUCGCCAGCUGUAGCGGUGACUCCGGAGGCAGAUGGUUUUGAGCGGAAGGUAAUGGGUGAUGGCGGGCAUUCGCGUGAUUCCAUUUCUGGGUCGAUGCCAUUCAGUCAUAUGGAUUCACAGCGAGUUGUCCCUCGACCUGGUAUGGCAUUUCCUAGUAUUGGAGGGGGAUUGCUAGCAAUGGGUUACUAUGAACCACAUCAGUCCAAAGCUAAGCUGAAAGCUAUUGCAUUUGUGGAAGCACAGUUAGGAGGACCAUUUAGAGACGACGGGCCAAUUUUGGGGAUGGAAUUUGAUCCGUUGCCACCCGGUGCGUUUGGUGCACCAAUAGGUCCAACUGCAAUGGGAAAGCAUUGGCAAUCUACUAGGCCUUUUGAGGCAAAAAUUUAUGAACGAUUGGACAAGGGCGGUUCAAGGACUCUCCAUGAAUAUAAAUUUAUUCCAGAGCAGCCAACUGUUAGAAAUGAGACAUAUGAUUAUGAGAGAGUCGCCUCUGCUAACCACUAUGGUUCUCUUGAUGGAAUUCCACAUUCAAGGACUUUAUUUUCUAGUGGCCGAAGUCUACUUAAUAAGAAUGAAGUUGCUUCCUAUGGUUAUGGAUAUCAAAAUCUAAUGCCAGGGUUAAAUCUUUUGUCUCAGCAAGGCAGGCAGAAUCAUCUUUUACCUUCUGCUUCUGGACAGAAUGAUAAUCUUCCACGGAGGAAUAUGUUUGUUGAUGUGCCUGUUGACUCUUAUAUUGGAGCUUACCCAGCAACUCAGAUUGACAGCAUGUCAACACCAUCUGACCAGAAGGUUAUCCAUGAGGAGCAAAAUUCACGGUUUCAAAGGAAGCGGAAGAAUGAAGAGGCUAGAAUGCAGCGGGAGCUUGAGGCACAAGAGAAGAGAAUCAGAAAAGAGCUUGAAAAGCAGGAUAUUUUAAGGCGAAAGAGAGAAGAGCAAGCAAGGAAGGAGAUGGAGAGGCAUGAACGUGAAAGGCAGAAGGAAGAGGAAAGGCUAUUGCGUGAAAGACGGAGGGAAGAGGAGAGAUACCAAAGAGAACAGAGGCGUGAACUAGAACGGAGGGAGAAGAUUUUGCAGAAAGAGUCAAUCAGACUCUUGCAGGCUGAGAAAAGGAAACAGAAGGAAGAAUUACGCAAAGAGAAAGAGGCAGCAAGGAUCAAAGCAGCCAAUGAGAGAGCUAUUGCUCGCAGAAUGGGCAAAGAAUCAAUUGAACUUAUUGAAGAUGAGCGACUGGAAUUGAUGGAGCUAGCUGCAUCAGAAAAGGGACUUUCUUCAAUUUUGUCUCUUGACUGUGAGACUUUAGAAAAUCUUGAAUUAUUUAAGGAUGGGCGGACAUCAUUUCCACCUAAGGCUGUACUGCUGAAAAGACCUUUCUCAAUUCAGCCUUGGUUGGAUUCUGAGGACAACAUAGGAAACCUUUUGAUGGUUUGGAGGUUUUUGAUCUCCUUUGCUGAUGUUCUUGGGAUUUGGCCAUUCACCUUGGAUGAAUUUUUACAAGCUUUCCAUGACCAUGAUCCUAGGUUGUUAGGUGAGAUUCAUAUUGCUCUUUUGAGAUGUAUCAUAAAAGAUAUUGAAGAUGUUGCAAGAACUACUGGGGUAGGAGCUAAUCAUAACAGUGCUGUCAACCCUUGUGGGGGUCAUCCGCAAGUAGUUGAAGGGGCAUAUUUUUGGGGGUUUGAUAUAAGAAGUUGGCAGCGACUCUUAAAUCCCUUGACAUGGCCAGAAAUUAUGCGACAAUUUGCUUUAUCAGCUGGAUUUGGGCCACGAUUGAGUAGAAGAAUCAAUGAGCAGGUGUACCCUUGUGAUAACAAUCAGGGUAUUGACGGUGAAGAUGUUAUUUCCAAUCUACGAAGUGGGGCUGCAGUUGAAAAUGCUGUUGCUAUCAUGCAAGAGAAGGGAUUAUCUAACCAACGAAGAUCUAGGCAUCGCUUGACACCUGGAACUGUUAAGUUUGCAGCAUUUCAUGUCCUAUCUCUUGAAGGAAGUAAGGGCCUUACCAUAUUGGAAACUGCAGGCAAGAUUCAGAAAUCUGGACUUCGUGAUCUUACAACAAGCAAAACUCCUGAGGCUUCUAUAGCUGCUGCUUUGUCCAGGGACACAAAGCUUUUUGAAAGGACUGCUCCUUCAACAUAUUGUGUACGUCCUGCAUAUAGAAAGGAUCCAGCCGAUGGUGAUGCAAUCCUCUCAGCUGCCAGGGAAAGAAUCAGGAUAUUCAAAAAUGGACUUGUUGAUGCAGAAGAACCAGAUGAUGGUGAAAGGGAUGAUGAUUCAGAAAUUGACAUGGCAGAAGAUCCUGGGGUUUAUGAUUUAGGUACUGAAACAAACAACAAGGAGGCUUCUGAUUUAGUGGAAUGCAGUUUGAACACUGUAGUUAAGAAUAGAGAAGGCAGUGGUGAAAUUUUGUGGACUCCUGAUGGUAGUGGCAAUGUUGCAAGUAAACCUGAUUUAGAAGACACCGCCAGUAUUGAUGAAAGUAAUCGAGGUGAACCAUGGGUUGAGGGGCUUAUCGAAGGAGAAUACUCAGAUCUUAGUGUUGAAGAGCGACUUAAUGCCCUUGUUGCUCUGAUUGGUGUGGCAAUUGAAGGAAAUUCAAUCCGUGUUGUUCUUGAGGAGCGUCUAGAAGCAGCAAUUGCUUUAAAGAAGCAGAUGUGGGCAGAGGUGCAGCUUGAUAGACACCGAAUCAAAGAGAACUACCUUUUCAAGAUGCAGUCUGCCCGUUGUGUGGCCAAUAAGAAUGAACCAACUCCUUCAAUGUCAUCCAUGGAGGGUAAACAGGGCCCUUUGCUUGGUGUCGAUGACAGGAAUGACAAGACACUACCAACUCCCCCCACCCAGCAAGUACAGUUAAAUGAUAAUCAGACCCAUCUUCAGAGUGUUCUACCAGAAGUGAACAUAAAAAUGCAAGACUCUGCUGUCCCUUAUAAUUAUUCUUGCCAACAAUUUGGACCUGGUGCUGAAAUGUCAAGACCCAAUUUCAAGUCAUGCAUUGGUCAAUUGGCUGAAGAAACUUAUAUUUAUAGGUCAUUGCCACUUGGUUUGGAUCGGAGACGUAAUCGAUACUGGCAGUUCAUUACAUGUGCUUCUCAAAAUGAUCCAGGCUGUGGUAGGAUUUUUGUGGAAAUGCACGAUGGUUGUUGGAGGCUAAUUGAUUCUGAAGAGGGUUUUGAUGCUCUCUUGGCAUCAUUGGAUGUACGUGGGAUUAGGGAAUCUCAUUUGCACAUGAUGUUGCGACGUAUUGAAAGGUCUUUCAAGGAAUCUGUUAAAAGGAAUAACUUGAGGAGGCAAGAGGGGGACACUGUUAAUAAAUCUUUUCAAAUGACUGCUGAGCAUGAUUGCUGUGCUUCCAUGUGCAGUACUAAUUUAGAUUUGUCAGAGACAUCAACAUCUUUUGUGGUUCAGCUUGGAAGGAAUGAUUCUGAUAACCAAGAUGCUUUGAGGAGAUACCAGGACUUUGAAAAAUGGAUGCUUAAGGAAGGCAUAAAUUCCUCAGUAUUAUGUGCGUUGAGGGCUGGGAAGAGAAGGUGCAGUCAAUUUCUGGGCAUGUGUGAUUUCUGCCAUGAGAUCCAUUUAUCUGAAGAAAUUCCAUCUCCUUCCUGCUAUAGAACCCUUCGUAUUUGUAAGAGCAACUUAAGCUCUUCUGAACAUAUGGCUCAAUAUGAAGGAAAAUUGAAGAUUACUGAUGAUUAUGUAAUUAAUGUGUCCCCCUCUUAUCCAUUGAGACUGAGAUUGCUUAAAGUGCUGUUGUCAAUAGUUGAGGUUUCCAUUCCUCGAGAAGCACUUAAACCUAUUUGGACAGACAACUAUCGGAAGUCUUGGGGUAUAAAGCUGCAUGCUUCAUCUUCCUCUGAAGAACUUCUUGAGAUAUUGACUAUACUGGAGAGUGCUAUCAAGAGGGAUUACUUGGUUUCAAACUUCAAGACUACCGGUGAGCUGUUGGGUUCUAUUUUUUCUUCUGGAUUUCAGAGUGAUUCCGUGGGAGCUGAAAGGAUUCCUGUACUGCCCUGGGUGCCUCAUACAACUGCUGCUGUGGCAUUAAGGCUCAUGGAACUUGACAUCUCCCUGUUUUAUUCCUUAGAGCAGAAGCUGGAGUCUGAAAAGGACAAGACAAAUGAGAAUAUUAUGAAGUUUCCUCCGAAACAUGUUUCUGCCAAGAAUGCCAUAGGUGCUUGUACAGCUGAGACUUCUCAUCUGGCUGGGCAUAGCUUGGUCGAUCUUGGUGCUGGAUUUGCUAGCUACAGUCGAGGACAAAGGUACUGUGGACAGGACCGUGAUCGCACUCAUGGAGGGAGAUCGCAAGGAAGGGUCAUAAAUUCAAGAUCUGAAUGUAAAAAAAAAGCUACUGCCACUAGCCGCAGGAGACUUGGACAGGGACUAAGAUGGAAAGGUAAAUCACGAGGUCGUGGAGGCAAUCGCCGUGCUCGUCAAAGCAUCAGAAGCAGCAGGCAGAAACCAGCAGCUAAAGAGCAAGAGGUUACUGUUGAGAGGAAUGCUCCCCAAGGGGAAUCUGCCGGUAUUUUUGUCAGGGAGGGAAGCAAUGAAGCUGAAACUUUUGGAUGUCAAAUGGAGAUUCCCGAAAAUGCUGCAAGCAGUUCCGGGAGAUCAGAUUAUGAGGAAAAUAAAUAUAAUGUGACAGGUGACGAUAAUGAUUAUCUAGUGGAUAAUAAUGAUAAUGGCUACGAUGGGGGCGGAUUUAGUGGGAAGUCUGGGAAUAUAGAAGAUAUUAAUUUUGAUUUAGAUGAUGAAGAUGGAGAUGGGGUUGGUGGAUAUAGUGGGAAGUCUGACGAUUUAAUAGAAGGGAUUGGUUUUGACAUAGAUGAUGAGGAAGAAGAGGAUAUUGAUGACGACGAGGAUGAUGAGCAGGUUCAUGUUGAAGACUUCAUAAACGGGGAUUCAGAUAUAGGAGUGAACGGGGACGAUGCAGAGCAAAACUUGGAUUCAGAUGGUGGGUUGAACUCUUCAUCCUCAGAGUACAGCGACUAAAAGAAGCAUAAAUAACGGGUACUAACCCCACAAGAGUAUGCAGGUUCAUUUGGUCACAUUGACAUGCUUAGCAAUGCAGGAAUAGUUUUGAGUAGUCAUCAACUGUGCAUGAGAUUUUGUACGACGGAAGAUAUCAUUUGUAGGUUACAAAAUGGCGAAAUGAAAUUUGCUUCUCCUUUCAUACCAUGGGAGAAAUUACAUAUACAAAAUUACAGCUUGUUUGAUUAUGGUUAGAACAUAGUCUGAUCAUUAAAUCUUGUACUAGUGUCUUAAUUGCUUUGACGCUGAUUUGACUUGUAAUGACUUAAAAAAUAUAUUUUGAUUCUAUAUAUAAAUCAUUUUAAAUA
Prosopis cineraria is the source of this 6452-nucleotide messenger RNA. Its product is annotated as homeobox-DDT domain protein RLT2. The record is from RefSeq and is a predicted model, not a curated record. Gene Ontology annotation, biological process: regulation of transcription by RNA polymerase II. Gene Ontology annotation, molecular function: DNA binding. The transcript has 18 exons. NCBI's taxonomy places the organism in Eukaryota, Viridiplantae, Streptophyta, Magnoliopsida, Fabales, Fabaceae. The coding region runs from base 880 to 6105 and encodes 1741 amino acids.